Molecule: messenger RNA, 12693 nt
Organism: Opisthorchis viverrini
Lineage: Eukaryota; Metazoa; Platyhelminthes; Trematoda; Opisthorchiida; Opisthorchiidae
Exons: 51
Coding region: 1-12693 (4230 amino acids)
Biological process (GO): telomere maintenance; double-strand break repair via nonhomologous end joining
Cellular component (GO): nucleus
Molecular function (GO): protein serine/threonine kinase activity
Source: RefSeq, a predicted model, not a curated record
AUGGAGUUGAACGCUGGUAUACCGUACACGUUCCAACGGGCACAAACGAACAAAUCUACAUCGGACAGUCGAAUAAAUUGCAAAGACUGGUUCCUGCAUCGGCGGGUCUUUAAUAUCGCUAUCUUUGUUCUGGAUUAUCACCUUGCUUAUUCGGGCGUCCGGAUUUCAGUGGACAUGGACAAACGAGUGUAUAUGAUUGAUGAACAAUCCAUAUCAUCGAAGUCCAUACUAACUUUCAUCAACAACUACAUACACAUUCGCAACGAAGCUGUUCUUAUUACUGGAAUGAUGAUGGUGGCCUUGUGGCAACGUGGCCAAUAUUCUUCACUAAUAUCAUUGGCCACCAGCGCAUACUAUCAGGCCGCUGUCUACCUGGACGAUUUGUUCUCACCACAGUGGGGUAUUCCUGCAUUACUAGAUCAGAUUUCACAUGAAAUAGAGUCUGCUGCACUGUUGGUGGGGAUUGUUCAACUCCUCACCAAGCUCAUCGCCAAAUGUCCGCAGAGGCUUGCCAAAUAUCUCCUGCUUGUGAAGACACUGAUUACAAAUAUCAGGCAGUGUAUGAUUCACCGGAAUCCCGAACUAUCACGGAAAGCGACGAAGGCUUACCUUGCCGUGCUAUUACGUACGGGACAGCUCCUACUUGAACAGAUCUCCGUAGGUGCAGCGCUAACUACGACUUCCGUGGGGUCUCCGUGUCUGUCCGCAACACACACAAAUCUGUUUGUUGCAAUAAUCCAAGAUGUGCUUCAGUCCAUUUCCAAUCCGUCGUUGGCGCUCUCGAAAGUUGUUAUUUCUAUUACCGCUUUCACCUACGUAUGCGAGGUAUGUGUUCGAAUUACUUCGGCCAACGAAUUUCUCAACAUCAUCGACAAGCUUCUUGAUCGCAUUGAGCUGGUAGACCUGAACAAGGACAGUUCAUCUGAAGUAGAACCUUUUGAUCUGUCUCGUUUGGUAACAGCUUUCAGUUCACUCAGUACUGUCACCUGGUCUAAGAUUUCCACCAUGCAAAGCAGCUUGGAUCAGAUGAGGGCAACCAAACUCUACAACCGCCUGAACCAACUGCUGCUUCGUCUUUGUGUUCGCAUUGUUGAGUUGUUCCCACUCUCUUCAGUCAGCAUGAGCACAACUUUCAGUGCUGCUAUCCGUUUGGCGAUUGAGAAAACAACCACGGGAGCUUCUUGCGACGCCCUAAAUACGAUGCAGCCUCUGAAUUUUGGUGAACAAUUGGUUUAUCGGGCCGUGCUGCUUUCUUGUCGUCAUCCGCCGAUUGUAUUUACGCCCGUUGACGAUGCUUCCGUACUGGCAGAGUCUCCCCGCUCUAAGCCAUUGCAAAUGUCUGACGCUCCAGUUAGCUACCAAGAUUAUGUCCCUUUAUGGAAGGCACUUCUGGGCAGUGGUUUGGAUGGAAAAAAGACCGAAGGCUCGAAUGAGAGUGGCGCGUCGACAGUCUGCCGUCAUUUCCUGAAGAUAACUAUGCAGUUGUUCCAGCGUAUGGAUCUACAUUACACUGUUCAUGGUGAUGAGGAUGUCUGGACAAAUACUGAUGACAUAGUGAAAUCGGAGUGUCUGGGAGAAGCUACAGGUGAUUUUUACGGGCAGCUGGACACAUUGGAAUUGGAUGCCUUUGAGUUCGAUAAGUCUCAGCUGGUCUCAUUUCGGACACCAAAAGAUGUAUUGAUCUUCGUAAACUUGGUUGAUCUUUACGAGGCAUUAUUUAGCCAGGAGACCGGGGAAGUUUUCAAGCACUGCCUUCCAGAGUUGAUACAAACGAUCUUGGAUCUGAUCCGAAGGUACCCUUUGCUUACUGGGUUUUACAAGUUGUUAAACCUACUUGUCACGUCUGGAGUGCGAUCCGGUUUCCUUCUCCGUACUGGCGAUGAAGGAUCGUCGAAUUCAUAUUGGUCUCCAGAAGCUCGGUUUGAAACCCAACGCCGCCUUGCCGAAUUCUCCUCUGACCUCUGUGUUCAAAUAACAUCACAUCCUGUGGACCGGACAGAGGCGGAUCAGCGGAUUGCUUCUCGUCUGCUUUGUCUUCUUUCGCUUCCUGGCGCCACUUUUAUUGCCCCUAUUGGGCAAUGUGACACGGAGAAAACAAAUAGACACAGCGAAAAUGUGUUAGCAUUUGCUAGCCACAUUUAUCCAGCGAUAUCUAUGGCUGUCCGAAUUGGGGCGGUGCAUUUUGCAUUCUUGUGGGCCGCGGUGAUUUCAGCUCUGAAUCGGUGGCUCAGUGAAUUUCAACUGAGUACUUCCGUAACAAACAGCUUCUUCCUCAUCCUGUAUCCGGCUCUUCGACAAAUUCUAGUGUGGUCUGACGAUUCCGCGAAAGCUUUCUCAGCUCCAAGCAGCAUUUCUUCAAUUCGCAGUCUCCUGCAUCAGCACCAUGAACGACUGGCUAAGAGCAGUGGGCGGACACGUCGAGAUCUGGCGUCCUCCGUUCGACUUAUCAACCGGCUGCGAGAUUUUCACCAGUCCAUUCCAUCUGUCACCGACACGGCUUGUGGUGACGUUUCGAGAAGCCCCUCCCAGAUCCGAAAGAACGCUCAGGUUGAACUGCUCCACCUUCUCGGCAGACUUGGCGGGCUUAUAAUCGCGUCAUUGACUUCAUCGAGCAUUCAAGAGUUCAGACCGGUUGAGUUCCCGUUGGAAUAUUCGUCGGUAGGACUGCGACUCUGUCUACCGUACGCCGAUAUCCGACCGUCCUUUUCUCUCACCGACCACAGUUUACUAAGAUCUGUGCUAGAAGUCAGUUCUGCUGCACAAACAACGCCUAGCACUAGUGCCGCUGUGGAAUACCUCUAUUCGCUUGUGGUGUUCAUGGUUGGGAAGGCAGCUAACACCAUACCCUCAUUCCGGUCAAAAGUCCUCGAUGUAGACUUUUACACUUCUUUCACAAAAUCACUCACGCCGUUUGAUCAGAGUCUCCAGGGUCACAUAUUUCGUUCGACAUCGAUUGAUAGCCCCGUUCGUUCACCGUCCAAAUCGCUGGUCCUUGAGGCACUGUAUGAUCUCACCUUAUGGCGCCAGCUGUUUCUUGCCAGCUUUUACGUUGCUGCUAACAAAAUGCCGCCCAUUAGUCGCCUGUUCUCCAACCUGCUGUUCCAGCUGACUCGCUGGUUUGGUGAGUAUGCAGCUUCCAAUCAUCAGCAUGCCGUAUGCUUUUUCAAAGUUCUCUUGGAUAUUUUAUGUUUGGGAGAUAAUUCAGUCUUCGCAUCGCAAGAACAAUCACCUUCGAUGGCGACGUUGUCCGAUGCAAGGGCUGUACAUCCGAAUUGUGGAGUCCUGCAAAACUUGGCUGCCCGGUGUCUAUAUAAAUUUCUCAUCUUCUCCGUUCGUCGUGCUCGUGUGAGUUCUUCCCCCGGUGUCCGUCUUUUUUCCACGACAAAUCAAACUGGUCAAGACAGGCAACCAAGUUGUAGCGAUGAAACAUUUCUGUUGGUGCUGUCGCGCGUCCAUUCAUCUCUCACGGGUCCGCAGCCCGAAGGUCUGUUGGGUGCCCUGCACGCGUUGGAAAAGGUCAUUCUUCCUAUUCUAUGUAAGGACCAAGAGCUUGUGGAGGUCCAUGUGUUUCAAAUAUUCGCUCAUUUGCUGGACUUGAUUGUUUUCGUGCAGGCCAGUACGAAUCCGACAGAAGAUAUCAACAACCACAUCUCCAAAGUUUUGUUAUCUUGCUUCAAAGUUGUCGUCCGCACGAUCCUCAAAUUCUCCCGGACGUUGCAUGUUGAGCAGUCAGAAGAGUUCCUUUUCUGCUCACCCACAAAGCCGAGUCUACUUCGAACUGGAGCUACAAAGCGCAUGAAGUUGGACGAAAGCCAGUCAUCCGAUUUAAAAGCUUCUGAACUCAAUAAACGGAUUCGUCCCAAACGAUGGAAAGAUGCAAAUAUUGAGGGAUGUGUGUGGGCCUUGUUGAGCUGCAUUGGACAACUCCAGAAUCCACAGUCUUCUGAGUUAGCCACUAGAUGGUCCGAUAUGUGCUUUCUAUCAUUGAAGAAGUUAAUAUGUUGUCUUGGGGAACUCAAGCGAUAUCAGUGGAGCGCACGUACUUCGGAAUCCUCCAUCUCGACAUCCCAUCUAUUCUUUCAAACUGCGUUGGACACAGGAAACGAGGAAAUGCUAAUCGCACGCGCCCAAAAUCUAUCGUCCUAUGUCCAUCAAAGGAUUCGUGAUGUAUUUUCGAACACCUUCCCGCAUGAUUCUGAAACAUAUUCCACACAAAGAAAGGUCCCCGUGCUAUCAGAUCAGAGUGUACCAGUGCUUUCCCGCCUUCUGCAAUAUGUCACCUGUCUACUUCAUUCCGUGCCUCAGAACCUUUCAUGGAGACAGCAGUUUAAUUCAGCUGAGUUCGGGGCAUCACUUUUGGGGUUGGUAAAACUGGCUUGCUCACUCUUUGGCUCAUCUCCGACGGAGGCGGUACACCAAGUUCUACUUGAUGUCAUUGGCUUAGCUCUAGCGUCCCUGGACAAGACUACUAUAAUCGAGUACUUGUUGGACCAGCUGUUACUAACAAAAGAAAACGGAAGCUUUCAACAGCAUAAACUAUCUUCAGGCCUCAGUGACAAGACCGUCUGUCAGUUACUACUCUGGGGUAGAACAGAAAUGCCGACGCGGAAGGGAUCGUGUGGGCCACAGCUUUUUGUGUCAAAAGACUCACCGUACUCGAGUUGCUUUAUCGACCGUGUGCUAAACCGCGUGCGACUAGCAAUAGACACAUUCGACCCGGCUGUAUUGAACAGAGCUGUUACUUUGCUCACAACCUGCUUGGAGCUCUGCUUAUCCUUGCAAGGCAGCGCAAAGAUUAACAUUGCGGUUGAGACGUCGCCAAAACAACAAGGAGACGUAUCUAACAUCAUUGUAUCACGGAUUCUGGACAGCUGGACCCAGCUGUUUGAACGGUUAGUAUGCGCUUCACCUUAUCAGCAAUGGUCGAACCAAGUUAUGCUCGGAUUCAUGGAGCGGUUGUUGAUGCUCGGCCCAAAGGGUACUGACUGGAAUCCUCUGGUACCAACCGUGGUUUUCCUUCUGCGCGAUCCUGGAUUAUCCCUGGGACAAAAGAUCUGCGUCCUCGACAUGCUUUCCAUUUUUCUCCGUUCGGUACGAAGUGCUAGCCGGGUACGUGAGAGCUGUGCAAGUGAAACGGACAUCAACAUCUUGCAAGCUCUGAAAGAAUUCUUGGCCACCCAACUGCCAAUAAACCAAGAAGAAUUCAAAAGAGAUGGUAGCAAAUCUGAAGAGUAUCGAAAGGUCUUCACGACGCUUCUUUCUUGCUUGGAAUUAACGGGAUCUUGUGUUAUACUCGAGGCACUGCUGAUCCCUUUUUGUCGGGAAGACCUCCAUCCUAUGGACGUAUCACUGGAGAGUGCACUUGCGGCCACGAUGAAGCGGCAUCGUCACUGCGUUCCCACACAGCUGGCUUUUUUGGAUUUAUGCCACGAACAGCUGAUUCCAUCUAUGCAUGGUGAGAAAGCCCAUCAACCAGUUGCACUGGACUUUGUCUGGCGCUUGAAUGAAAAGUUCUUCGAACCGCUAUUGCUCCAUGUUUCACAUACAUCUUUGGAAAUAUUUGCUGUCAACCAUGUGAAUGACUGGCUUGGCGUGUUGCGACAGUUAGACAUUUCGUCUGACGGGACAGACGCUCUGCAUGACCUGUUCGUUGGUACACUGUGCUUUAAUCUGUUCACCGUUCUCUACAACCGAUUGCCAAAGGUACUCGUACAUGAUAAGGAUGCCAAGUUGGUGAAGACUGUCAUUCAAGCCGAUCAUGGUGGACAGGCUUCAGUAGAAUACAAAGGUGUCGAACUAACCAGAUCAUUAAUUAAACUGGCUAAUGACGUCUUGGACAAAUUGCAAUCGAAUCCCACUCCGGGACUGGAAACUUCUUCAAGCAGACUGAAGAAGGCACGUCGACACUUUUUUUCAGCUGCGUGGUCAUGUCUUUCAGCAGCCGUAUGUUCCACGCAGACGCAGAUGAAGUUCUAUCAGAAGCUUCUCUUCCGUGACGGUCUUUUCCAGCAGCUAUUGCCAGAUUCAUUUGAAACACCAUUGUAUCUUCCAAGCCAACAUCCAACGCUACAUCGUGGGCGAUUUCUAAACGUUCCGGAAACCUUGUGGUCUAGUGAUGAGCUGAACUCUCGGGCCAUCACCUUCCAGCCAAUGAUCAACGAAAAAACACCAAUCGGAUAUGGACCACCGUACGGUAGUCCGUCAGGAAUCUUCAACUCAGCGUUCGCGGGGAGUACAUUAGCUCUGGAAUUGAAUCGAUUCGAUCGCAUUGCUGGCACGCAGUUACUGGAGUUGGAAAUGCACCAGAACACUGUGGAGACUGAGUAUGCGGAUACCAAUGAGCCCGUGUCAAAUAUCACUGUAGUAUCCGGCACCCCACCCACGAUGACCACUGGUAAAUGUGUUCAGCUGCCUAUGGAUAGUGUGAAUCGUGAGCCUCUUGUCUCUGGAAUGACGGGUUUGUUGAAGCACUUGAACCGGCUGCCACUCUCCACAGAAGAUACAACGGUGGAUUUGACCAGGGGCGAUCCGUUUUGGUCCGGCUACCUGCACGGACAAAUGAUGCGGUCAUCAGUCCCUGUGAACGUUCAGACUUGUAUUGUGAAAAUUAUUGACAACUGUCCCGAGGUGUUUCAGCCGUACGGUCGCACAUGGUUACAGGUCUUGUUACAAUUCCUGUCAUCUAACCUCACCGGGGUUGUGAUGUGCAAUGUCCCUGCCAGGACGUUCACAACACUGUUCACGGAUAUCUGUCUAAUGCUGGCACGUUGGGCUGAUCCUUCCUAUUCGAAUCCAACCAUCCCCCAAACACCGACUGAGCGUGAUCUGGCCACACAGCUGUUGGGCAUGCUGUUUGAACACUUGUGCGGGAACCGUGAGCCCCACAUGGAUCCUGCUACCUCACAACAAAUACCACGAUCGGCAGAACCCCGAACGGGUCUCCCGGAACUAUUCAAGUUGUUGAUAGAAUGUUGGGAAGAGACAGUACAGCCUCCAUGUCAAGCUGUUCACGAUGCGCUUUGCCGGACCGAUGUCUCGACGAAACAACUCCUAGUAACCUUGGAUUUGACAACCUCCAUGUUGCGCUCCAAGAUGAGCUUCGACCAACCACAGAUGAAUUUUUCACUUGACAAGAUGGCCGGUUUGCUUAUCCCUUUACUGGAUCACGAAAACCACUCAGUACGGAAUAGUGCUCUUUUGGCAGCAGCACUGCUAUUGCACAAGGGGAAGACUUCGACAACAUCGCAAGCCAGCUUGGCAACUGGAAUCAAUUCACAGUCUUUACCAACUCUGGACAGUAUGGAAAGAAAUAUUCAUGAUAGAAUAACUUGUUUAGGCCAGUCGUCAACAUCUUCGACGUUCAACGCCCACCAAAGUCUAAGUUUGGAGCUUGCCUGCCGAGCAGCUUUGAGCUACAUCGCCCUUCAAACUCAUUUGAUACAGGUGGCUAGCGUAGCUUUCCAGCUAAACCAGCUCUCUGGCUCCACUUUGAAUGCAUACCUGAAUCUACUAAAGCAGUUCAUGGCCGAUUCGGUUGAGGUCUCUUCCACUAUGGUGGCAUCGCUUACCCAGUGUUUGUUUUCAACUGACACAACGCAUCAAGAUUCGACGAGUAGGCCGCAAAACUUCUUCGAACAACUGAGCCUGAAAUCAUCCGAUACUGUGAAACUUGGGCUAGAGGUGGGAAAACAAUGGAUCAGAACUGUGGUCAGUUAUUCAAAGGGCCUUCCGAAACAGGCAAUAAUCAACUCCUCGACGAUCACUCCUUACCGGUACCAGAUACAAUCAGUUCUAUCCUCUGCGGUCAAGUGUUUUAGUUUGAACGCUCCGCGUGAUGUCCGCGAGGCUUUUUAUCAGAUAUGCAUAACCGUAUGGGAGUUUAGAGCCGAAUUGGAACCAGCUAUUGGUAUGCAUUUGGCCAAGUUUGGUCUUCUCUACGGAUUGACGGUGGAAACAGAUUUGGAACUGGCGUCCAACAUCAGACGAUUCGUAGAUGAUCGUUGUUUGCCCUCAACCACCAUUGAUCGGGCUAUACACAUACUGGCCGACUUCGGGUCUUUGACAAACCUAUGGGACGGUCUACCAGAGUCAAUUUGGGACUGGACACAAAGCUUAGUUUUGCAGAUGUUUCCCCAACUACUCUAUACAAUCAAUGCGCUGACACUUGAACGAGCAACUCUUACUGCUGAGUAUCAACAGGUGUUCUUCGAUCGGCCACUGGAUCCAAGCAUCAGUUUCCAGGAUUUAAACCUCUCCGCUUAUAACUCCGUCAAUUUAAUGACUUCGGAUCCAACAAUUGCAAGUCUUGCACCUUUUGCUACUCAGACAGCGUUUACAACCACUACCCGAGCGGACAAAACAUUUGCGUUUACCCGAAUUGUAACUCAGUCAAAAACUCUUACAGCUGGAACACUGACUAUUGAGGCCAGCCAACAAAUGACACAACCAGUCAAUAAGAAAGCCCGAACAGAAGAACCAACAUACUUGAACUCUGUUGCGUUUCCAUCCGUAUCGCAGGCUCCCCAAACGCCUUCUGAAAGCUUGACUGAAGCCACGCCUACACCUUACGAGCUGCGGAUUCAGCGACUUCGGAACCAACUGAACUGGAGAGAGUCGACCAACGCCAAUCAUACCGGGGACUUCACAAAGGAGCACGGUAAAAAGGAACGCAACAUUUUUCGCGAACGAGCUAUCGCUCGUCAACGGGCUGAAUUUCGCCUGUUUCAACGGGCAUCUCCCACACACACAUUGGACCCGCACCUACAGACCACAUUGACCGCCAAAUACCGUACAGGACCAUUACCCGAUGUGGAAAGCAUCAGUCCAGCCUCACUGUUGGACCCACUUCAGCGACUGUCCGCUGCACAGCCGUCAGCAGCAGCCACUGUUUUUGUCAAUCUUUAUUGUGUUCUCCUACAAUCAGUGUCUUCUCAGACAGAGAUUACGAACAGCACCUUAAACCGCUUCGCCGAGUCGCUUCAUGAUAUACUCCGUCUAACUUGCCGAUUGGCGGCCAUCUCCACCACGGAUUCUGCGUUGCACGACGUAACCACAGCGUGCCUAGUGCUGUUGUCAAAACUGGUAGAAAUCCAUUCUAUAAGAGCCAUACCAACAACUCCAAUGCCGCUGUCCUUGGAUUCAUCAACUGUUGCCACUUCUGCUGUUUUAACGAAGAGCGAGCCGGUUGCAAUUGUGCUGCUUGAAGAAGCGUUCAAUUUGGCACUCCGUCAACGCAUACCUAACACACGCUUGACCUGUGUGAAUGCCCCUUCAUGGAGUGACCCACCAGAGCUUGUUUAUUUUCCGCAACCUUUUCAAAAUUUGCUGAUGCAAUCUUCCCAGGCAUCCGAUCAAUCUCUAGAAGCAUCCACAGUGUGGUGGGAUCUGACCAGACUUUAUCGAUCGAUCGGCCGAUUUGAAGAAGUUCUCGGUUGGCUUCUAGACCGUUGGAGUAUCGAUAGCCAACUAUUCCCACUCAUUGGUGAGGCGUUGGUUACCAUAUCCGAGCUUAAUUACACGAACGCUCGCCUGGCUUUCGAACAAAUACUAGAAACACCUCACCUUUGGACCACCUGCCCGGAUACGCUGGAGCCCGGACUGCAAGCGAUAUGUCAAGACGGACUGAUGGCCUGCUUAGAGCGCAUGGCUAGCUGGGAUGACCUGGAUGUGCUAACAUCGCGUGGUUUGAAAUCGCUUACUAUGGACACAUCAGCUGGGUCACAACAACUGCACAAUGUAUCGUUCUCUUCCGUAUGGCCACACCUACACAACGACUCUUCUGUCGUGGAAACCCUGUUGCCCCUACUGUUUCGAGCUCGUCUCAAACGCCUUCAGGACGCCAUGGUUCAAUCCCAAUAUGAAGAAGCAUCUGGACCGUCCAGUUUGGAGGCAGCUAACAUGGACUUGUGUGAUUUUGUUGAGUCUGCGUUGGAACACGACAACGUGCGAUCCCUAUUUGAAGUCCGUUUCUCGGAGGAACUCAGUAUCUUCUACUGCUGGAAAGGAGAUUUUGUGCGUGCCCUGUACUUCCAAGAGCGAGCUCUGAAACAGCAUGCAUCGGACUGGCGUGAAAGCAUAGCAUGCGAUCCAUUUCGAUCCGUAGGAAAAUCUGCCCGUGCUCAAACGCUAACUGAACUCAGUGAAUUCCUGAAUAACAUGUUGAACAAAGAUAUUAGCUUUAACAAGAUCCAGAGCAUUGUCGACACAUGGCACAACCGCCCACCGCAUCCCUCUCUGGACCCCCUCUCUGCUUGGAACGACAUAAUUCUUAACCGUCUGUUCUACCUAACAAUCAUGAGUACAAAGUGUGGUCCACCCAGUGGGGCAUCGUCAGCACUUGGUGAACGGGGGGAAGCCGUAAAUCCGCACUUUUUGGACAGGACGAUCUUUUCUCUUCGAAUGGCGGAGGUAAAUGCUUGUAUCACACAAAAUGACCCGGUUCUGGCGCUGAAUCACCUGAAGAACAUUCGUAUGUUGGCUCAGCGUGGCAAUGCGGUCGAAUUACUCGGUGGAUAUUCUCAUCCAAAGGACGAUUUGUGGUUGCGCUGGUGUGAAGCGUUUGCCGAUGCAUGGGUCGUUUGGUCCGACAAUGCAGUAACUGUCAAUGCCCGGCUACCCACAAAGUCAGUCGAAUCUCAGUCUACUCUGCGGCAAGUGUGUGCAAUCGAAGAUCUUGUGAAAGGAUUGGCUAACGCUGGAUUGCACCUAGUUAACUGUUCCACGAAUCGACCUCACCUACUUACUGACUACUCAUCCGGAAGCCAUGCGGAUAUGGCGCCAUUUACGUUUUUCACCAAAGUUGGGCGCCUGUUGUCACGACUGUCUCUUCUAGUGGAUCUACCGGCCGAUGAUGGCCAAUUGUCACCACAGGCCUCGGAUCGCCUAAACCUACUGCUCCGCCAACUUGGAACGCCUCCGUUUUCUUCGUAUGGCUGCGACACAUCUUCGUCUUCUACAUUGUCUGCACGCCUUAGCUCAUAUACACUGUCCCUGUCUUCCCAAGCUACCCGAAUGGCAAUGGCUUUGAAAUUUGAGACGAGCAAAAUGACGCCCUCCCUCAUUCAGCAGUUAUCCGAACCAAUGAUCGUGUUAGCUGACUUCUGUGAUCGGAAGCUCAUUUCAGCUUCCCCAUCGAUCCAGAAAGCGAUGAAAACUGAUUCCGAACAAUUGUCGACUAGCGCCUUAUGUUAUUCAUUCAUCGAAGCCACAUUGUGUUCAAUGCAAUUAAAUCAUCGUGCUGGGCAUCUUCGUUUCCCUCGAGCUCUGCAGCUUGCUUCCAUAGACAAUGAUCCUGGAUCAAGUAUCCAAAGUCUAUUUAUUUCUGGCACUGCUAAACUGCCCACCUGGAUGUUUACGCAGUGGCUGGACUUGCUUGUCACCGGGCUUUUCGCAACUGCCACUUCAGAGCCGGUGCUGGUGAAUCAAAUAAUCGACCGGGUUGCUGUAGACUACCCGCAAAUAAUGCUUCCUCCAUUCUUGGUAAAGACAUCUGCCCUCCUGGACGACCACUGGUCGAGUACGGAUGAACUUGCUGGCAGUCCUGGUUUCAAUGUUCAGUCUAUUAACGAUGCAGCUAGACCAACUGUUCACCGACUCUUCCGGUUGCUGUCAGAGUCACAAGUUUACGCGCGCUUCGUGGAGGAGCUGUCUUUUUUGGAAGAACCGAAAUUAGUUCUGAAAGAUUGGCUUGCUUCUCGAGCGAAACGAACUCUGAGCAACUCGGAACCAAACAGCGCUGCACGGCUUGCCCUGGUUCGAGAUUACACAAACCUAUUGCUACGUUCAUUCAGAAGGUCGACUACUUGUGAACUGUCUCCAGAAGGGUUUAUUGUGGAAGCUGCAAGCGGAUCACUUGCUUCGGGAUCUCAUCGAACCAUGCUUUCCGAACGGCUUAUGGAGGCCUGCAAUCAAGUAUUUGGUCCAGGCGGGUCACAGUUUGUCUUCGCUUCCGUAAACGACAUCGAGCAGAGCAUUAAACAGCUGGAACUUUUUUUGGAAACUCAACAGACUCCCUCCAAUGUGAACCGUCUGGCUGAUUAUUCCCCAUGGUUGUCAUCUUUCUCAUCGAAUGACUUUGCAUGUGCACAAUUUUUGUCCGUCCCUUCUGCCCAGUAUUCGUCGAUCAACCAUACUCAACUGGCCCAAAGAGUGCAUAUCUUUCGAUUCGGCUUUUCAUUGAAUACACUUGUUUCACUAAGGCAACCAAAACUCAUCAGUCUCGUUGGAUCCAAUGCAAAGCAUUAUUCGUGGUUGGUAAAGGGAGGUGAAGAUUUACGACAGGAUACACGUAUUCAGCAUAUGUUCGCAAUCACAAAUCAGUUGCUUGGAAGCAAUCGGUGUGGCGCGGCCUCGUUUUUCCAUCCGCAAUCGGAAAACGUUCCGGUACUUGUAAGAACCUAUUCCAUCGUACCGAUCUCCAGCCAUAUUGGCCUGGUGGAGUGGCUUGAAUCGACAACUACUCUACUGGCUUUUUACAAGGCCGCAAUGUGUGAUACAGAGCUACAGAGUUUCAAGCUUUCUACGGAGCAGACUAUUCACAUAAAUCGAUCAAAUACCUGGCUCCAGGUUUCCUAUCCACCGGGAGCUUUUUGUGUGGAUCGGUUCAAACGUCGUUCGAUAUCCACUGCGCUUCCCGUCGAUACAUUGAUUUUGACUUUCUUUCGAAGAUUGGAGCAUCGAGUCCGCCCAUUCUAG